Molecule: messenger RNA, 1912 nt
Organism: Peromyscus maniculatus bairdii (prairie deer mouse)
Lineage: Eukaryota; Metazoa; Chordata; Mammalia; Rodentia; Cricetidae
Source: RefSeq, a predicted model, not a curated record
UUCAUCUGUUCACGGCACCCUGAGGUAGGAGGCCAGCCAGUCCAAAGUUGUCUUCGACCACGUCGAGACGUGCAAGCCUUUCUCCGGUUUUUUCUUGGGUGCAGUCUCCUGGUAAAUGUGAGGUGGUCAGGGGCUGCAUUAAGUAAGGUCACCCAUGGAGAGAACAUGCGCUGUCCUACCCAGCUGUUUCUGGGUAAGGGACCCCACCAGCAACUGUGUUUGGGAGGGGACUCCGAGGUGCCUUUGACAGGGGCUCUGUGUACCCUUCGUUGGCUGGCUAUGCAUCUAACCCUGGUGAGAGGGUGUGCAAGACGGGGAACAGUGUCUGACAAGGCAUGUGUCGUUUGCUGCCCAGCUGGCCUUGUUCUGGGCUCCGAACACGAGACCCGUCUGGUGGCGAAGCUGUUCGAGGGUUAUAGCAGCGUGGUGCGGCCGGUGGAGGACCACCGUGAGAUUGUACAGGUCACCGUGGGUCUACAGCUCAUCCAGCUCAUCAAUGUGGAUGAAGUCAAUCAGAUUGUGACAACCAACGUUCGCCUGAAACAGCAAUGGGUAGAUUACAACUUGAAAUGGAAUCCGGAAGACUAUGGCGGAGUGAAAAAAAUUCACAUCCCCUCGGAGAAGAUCUGGCGGCCGGAUGUUGUUCUCUAUAACAAUGCCGAUGGAGACUUCGCCAUUGUCAAGUUCACCAAGGUGCUCCUGGACUACACCGGCCACAUCACCUGGACGCCUCCAGCCAUCUUCAAAAGCUACUGUGAGAUCAUUGUCACCCAUUUUCCCUUUGAUGAGCAGAACUGCACUAUGAAGCUGGGCACCUGGACCUAUGAUGGCUCUGUGGUGGCGAUCAACCCGGAAAGCGACCAGCCGGAUCUGAGUAACUUCAUGGAGAGUGGCGAGUGGGUGAUCAAGGAGGCCCGGGGCUGGAAACACUGGGUGUUUUAUUCCUGCUGCCCCAACACGCCCUAUCUGGACAUCACCUACCACUUCGUCAUGCAGCGCCUGCCCCUCUACUUCAUCGUCAACGUCAUCAUUCCCUGCCUGCUCUUCUCCUUCUUAACCAGCCUGGUGUUCUACCUGCCCACAGACUCAGGGGAGAAGAUGACUCUGAGUAUCUCUGUCCUGCUGUCCCUCACUGUGUUCCUCCUGGUCAUCGUGGAGUUGAUCCCUUCUACCUCCAGUGCCGUGCCUUUGAUCGGGAAGUACAUGCUGUUCACCAUGGUGUCCGUCAUCGCGUCCAUCAUCAUCACCGUCAUCGUUAUCAACACCCACCACCGCUCGCCCAGCACCCACGUCAUGCCCGAGUGGGUGCGGAAGGUUUUUAUCGACACUAUCCCAAACAUUAUGUUUUUCUCCACAAUGAAAAGACCAUCCAGAGACAAACAAGAGAAAAAGAUUUUCACAGAAGACAUAGAUAUCUCUGACAUUUCCGGGAAGCCGGGGCCUCCACCUGUGGGCUUCCACUCUCCACUGAUCAAGCACCCCGAGGUGAAAAGUGCCAUCGAGGGUGUUAAGUACAUCGCAGAGACCAUGAAGUCAGACCAGGAGUCCAAUAAUGCAUCUGAGGAAUGGAAGUAUGUUGCCAUGGUGAUGGACCACAUUCUCCUUGGAAUCUUUAUGCUGGUAUGUCUCAUCGGGACACUGGCGGUGUUUGCAGGUCGGCUCAUCGAGUUACAUCAGCAAGGGUGAGCAGAAGCUGAGACUGAGCCGGCCUCUGCCCCAGCCCCCAGCCCCCAGCCCCAGCCCCAGCCAGCGCUGGGGAAGAUGGGAAAGAGGAAGUCCUUUAGUCCUUUCACGCUUACCACACAUGCCAUUUCCCUCAAGUCCUGUUAAUGGCAGUGAUCUCUGUUCACGCUGCUAUGGUCUUGUAGUAAAUAAAACCUUUGCAGUAAAUAAAAGCGAGCCUCCAAAAAAA